Molecule: messenger RNA, 1279 nt
Organism: Rhineura floridana
Lineage: Eukaryota; Metazoa; Chordata; Lepidosauria; Squamata; Rhineuridae
Gene: FHIT
Product: fragile histidine triad diadenosine triphosphatase
Exons: 13
Coding region: 529-975 (148 amino acids)
Biological process (GO): intrinsic apoptotic signaling pathway by p53 class mediator; diadenosine triphosphate catabolic process; purine nucleotide metabolic process
Cellular component (GO): nucleus; plasma membrane; cytoplasm
Molecular function (GO): ubiquitin protein ligase binding; bis(5'-adenosyl)-triphosphatase activity
Source: RefSeq, a predicted model, not a curated record
GAGUGCGCCUGCGCUCCCCAACGCACGACCGAUGUCUCCGCCCAUCUCUUCAAUCCCUCCCUCUCGCCUGACGUUUCUAUGGCGCACGUGCAGUAGCUGCCAGAGAGUGAGCCCCACACACUCACCUGGAGGGAAUUCCACAUACUUGCCUGAAUGGAAUUCUGAUCACCAAAGAUGACCAGCCUUGAAACAUAGCAAAGAAGUCAAAUCCAUUGAGAAUACUCUCUAAAUAGCAAGGCAAACCUGCCAGAGAUGGCUCAUCUGGAUCCAGGAGUAGCUACAGAGCAGGACGUCAUUCAGACACCUGCUUAGAGAAAGACCUUCUACAGAAGUUACGUUUCAGUGAAUUUUUCCAACAUUCAGAUCAUGCAUAGCCUCUGUUUGCAGCCAGCUGACCUCUGUCUCUCCAAGUGGGUUUUCUGUGGGGCCAAGGAGCAGAAAACUUUCUCUGUCAAGACUUUCUUGUGCUAGAAGAAGCCCUGAGGCAGGACAAGCAAGAAAAGGGUCUGUCCAUAAAAGGGCAUUAACAUGUCACUCCGUUUUGGCCAGCACCUUAUCAAGCCCUCUGUUGUGUUUCUGAAGACGGAACUAUCUUUUGCACUUGUGAACAGGAAGCCUGUAGUCACGGGACAUGUUCUCAUUUGCCCUCUCCGUCCCGUGGAACGCUUCCGUGAUCUGCACCCUGAAGAAGUGGCUGACUUAUUUCACACAACACAGCUGGUUGGAAAUGUGGUGGAGCAACAUUUUGGUGGAACUUCACUUACCAUUUCAGUUCAGGAUGGUCCUGAAGCCGGACAGACUGUGAAGCAUGUCCAUGUCCACGUACUUCCGAGGAAGGCCGGAGACUUCAGCAGAAAUGACAGCAUCUAUGACAAGCUCCAGCAUCAUGAUAAAGAGGCAGAGGAUUCCCCCAGCAAAUGGAGAUCUGAGGACGAAAUGGCCGCAGAAGCAGCAAGCCUCAGGAAAUAUUUUUAAUGAAAACAGGAGGCAACAAAGCAUCUUCAAUGAAUUCUGGCAGAGGCAUAAGAAAAUGGAGAAAGGCAGACACCCCGACCCCCGUCUUUUCUGUUGAACAGGGACUUAAGCUCAGAAAAUGUCAAUAUACUCUGCAGAGAUGCUGGAUUCUUCUAUAUGUUGCUUUACUAGCCACACCUCAGAGUUGUUUUGACUAAGAUGUUUGAGUUCCAUACAAAAUGUCUUGAAGUAGUUGCUUGGAUUUUUGUGAGUAAAUCUUUUCAAAUAGUCCCUUGACCUAAAAUCAAUAAAGCAUUAAAACAAA